This is a messenger RNA of Aureobasidium uvarum, 1917 nucleotides long. NCBI's taxonomy places the organism in Eukaryota, Fungi, Ascomycota, Dothideomycetes, Dothideales, Saccotheciaceae. The record is from the annotation of a GenBank genome assembly.
AUGCGUUUCUCAUCAUAUGCUCUCCCCGCUUUGGCGGCCAACUUGGCUGCUGCCUUGCCCAGACCUCAGGAUAUCGACCUUGAUAUGGUCCUGGCCGCCCCGGAUCCGACCUACUCCGAAGCUACCGGUGCCACUGCUCAGACAAUCACCGUCGACCCUGCGGCCCUCAUUGCUUCAGCCACAGCUGCCGUCUCUUCUGUCAGCGUUGAAAUCAGCGAUGUUCUGUCCGCGACUGCUGUCGUCUCCAAGAGAGCGGCUACCCCCACCACCUGUGCUCAGCAGCCUGCUGGAGCCAGCUCCGCACCUACCUACGCACCCGGAGCCGACACUGACAAUCUUUCUGCCUUCCGGGCAAACACUUACUACUCUUCUGUCGCUGCUGCUGCGGCGACUCCCUCUGGCUAUACCCAGUCAUUCCAGGCCCAAACAGCUUCCAACAAUGCAUUCGGUUACAUGGGGUUUGAUACAUUCGACACCUACGACGUCGCUAAAUGCGCAUCCCAAUGCACUGCCAAAUACGGCUGUGUCUCGUUCAACAUUUACUACGAACCUAACUCGUUGCAGNUCAACCCCGACGACUCGUCCUGUUCGAAUCCUGCUUCGGUUACCAUGAUCAAAUGCGUGUACUGGGGUGGCCAAGUCACCCAGGACAAUGCCCAAAACUUCGGCCAGAAGCGUGGUAACUUUGACGUCGCUAUUGCGGGCUCAAACGGUUACAUCACCACCCAAAUUUCUACCCCUGCUGGUUACCAGAUGGGCGUUCCCUACGGCAAGUUCGCCAUCAACGCACCUUAUGAUGCCCAGGGUUACAACACCUAUAUGGGAGCCAAGAUCUUCACUGGAACAUGGGACGUCUCGCAGUGCUCCAACUACUGCGAUGCCCAGACCAAGUACAACCUCGCCACAGCUCCUAAGGACGGCACUCCUGCCAAGGUCUGCAAGUUUUUCAACACUUACCUUCUGCAGGCUAAGUUGGCCAACGGUACCAUUGUUCCUCAAGGCCAAUACUGCUCGCUCUACACUGAAGCUUGGUCCAAAACUUACGCUGUGAAUGGCGGACAGUGGAGAGGUCAGGAUCAGUACACUGUCGACUACAGCUUCGGCUACUCCAAGACCGCCAGCUCCUCUGAUAUCGAUCCCACCGUCGGAGAUGCCAAUGGCGCCAAGUACCAAGCUGUUGCCGACAUCAAGUGGAACUCUCUCCAGCCUUACUGUUCCACUCUACUUGGAUACACCACCCCAGUCACCACAGUCACCACCACUACCACCACCACACCUGUGACUACCGUCGCUUCCGUCACAACUGUCACUUCAAUCUCUCAGAUUGUUAGACGCCAGGCCGUGGCGACUGCUGUAUACCCAGUCACUGAUAUAUCAUUCGACGGCGUGAUUACUCUUCACGGUGGCGCUAUGGUAACGCAAGAUCUCAGCACGUCCGCUGCUGUCAACAAGCGUGCUGCUACAACCUCAACUUCCACCCCUGCAGAUCUCAAGAAGUAUCCUGCCACAAUCGUUGCAUCCGCAUGUAGCCUUCAAGCCUCACCCGUGACAUCGACGUCGACGAUCUAUGUUGCCACCACUGUCGCUGGACCGGCGAACACUGCUGUCCAGGUCUCAACGACAACAGUGGUGUCCUACUCCAUCACAAGCGGAUGUCCCACAGCAACAGCGUCAGCCGCUUCGGGUGGUAACCAAUACAAGCGAUAUUUCUAUGGAUCAGGACUCCGUGAGAACACAAAAACCCUGGAAACAGCAUGCCCAGCUCCUCCCCACCACAUACCAUCUUGGUACAACUCGUUCGAUCUCAACAAGCUGGCAUCAACUGGCAACUGGGAAUGUGUUGCAUACUACGACGCCAACGCUGAUGGAUCGUACUUCAGUGUCGUUGAUCCUGAUGUGGAGGCUUCUUACGGAUAU